Mizuhopecten yessoensis (Yesso scallop) is the source of this 354-nucleotide messenger RNA. RefSeq names its product NTF2-related export protein 2-like. Gene Ontology annotation, biological process: protein import into nucleus. The coding region runs from base 1 to 354 and encodes 117 amino acids. Lineage: Eukaryota; Metazoa; Mollusca; Bivalvia; Pectinida; Pectinidae. Gene Ontology annotation, cellular component: nuclear pore central transport channel. The record is from RefSeq and is a predicted model, not a curated record. The transcript is spliced from 3 exons.
AUGGCUGACAUAGGAUCCAAAUUUAUAAACAUUAGUUUUUCCUCAGGAUCUUUGAUACAGAAGCUGUACCUGGACAGCGCCACACUGGUGUGGAAUGGCACAGCUAUCAAUGGCCUCGACAAGAUCCUCAAGUUCUUCGAGACACUGCCAACUUCAGAACACUCACUGGACUCAUUAGACUGUCAGCCUCUCAUAGAUCAGGUUUCUGGAGGUCAGAUGACGAUUGCAAUCAAGACCUUUGGGACGGUGAAAUACCAGGGGAGCAAAACUAGAGCAUUCCACCAAAAUUUCAUGUUAACCUCUCUGAAUAAUGUAUGGAAAAUAGUCAGUGACAGUUUUAGAUUCCAGGAGUGA